Schistocerca serialis cubense is the source of this 456-nucleotide messenger RNA. RefSeq lists its product as uncharacterized. The transcript has a single exon. Lineage: Eukaryota; Metazoa; Arthropoda; Insecta; Orthoptera; Acrididae. The coding region runs from base 1 to 456 and encodes 151 amino acids. The record is from RefSeq and is a predicted model, not a curated record.
AUGUUGAGAAAUUGUUCACCAGAAGAAGCUUACUUUCAUUUCAUUGAUAAUGACGUGUUUGAGUUUCUUGUGGCUGAAACAAAUCGAUAUGCAAAACAAAAAAUUGAUUCUCAACAACUUAGUCGCAGUUCCAGGCUAACGAAAUGGAAAGAAACAAAUAUACCAGACAUGAAACGUUUUUGUGGCAUUAUAAUGUUGAUGGGCUUGGUAAAAAUUCCAAAUUUAGCUUGCUAUUGGAGCAAGGUUAGCUCCAGUAUGUCACGUAAUUGGUAUGAAAUACUCCUCAGAUUAUUUCAUGCUUCUAAUAAUGAAACUAGACUUGAGGGGGAUAGACUCCGCAAAGUCCAACCUCUCUUAGACCUGAUAGUACCAAUAUUCAAGGACACGAUUUAUCCUCAAGAGGAAAUUUGUAUUGAUGAGACUAUUAUCUCAUUUAGAGGGCAUCUGUCAUUUUAG